Bicyclus anynana (squinting bush brown) is the source of this 621-nucleotide messenger RNA. RefSeq names its product homeobox protein LOX2-like. The transcript is spliced from 3 exons. NCBI's taxonomy places the organism in Eukaryota, Metazoa, Arthropoda, Insecta, Lepidoptera, Nymphalidae. Gene Ontology annotation, biological process: regulation of DNA-templated transcription. Bases 1 to 621 code for a protein of 206 amino acids. The record is from RefSeq and is a predicted model, not a curated record. Gene Ontology annotation, molecular function: DNA-binding transcription factor activity, RNA polymerase II-specific; DNA binding.
AUGAAUUCAAUAGACGACAUAUCUAGUACGUGUGAAAAUGAGAGCGGUGAUAAAAAUUGUGUUGGUGAAAAACUUGUAUACAAUUGCGGAUCCGAAUCUGAAUUGGACAGUGAAAACGAAACGAUUGAUGUGAUUUUGUCGUCGACUUCUACCUGCGCAGAGCUGAGUGCCCUCAACAGUGCUGAGCUGCUAGCGGGGCAUGCGUACGCGCACUGGCUCGCUACACAACAACCUGCGUCUACGUUUUACGACGACAAAAACAACAGGCGCCCGCGACGAUCAGGCCCAGAGAGGAAACCCCGGCAAGCAUACAGCGCUAAGCAACUCGAGCGUCUCGAAUCUGAAUUCAAGCUAGACAAAUAUCUCAGCGUUUCAAAGAGAAUGGAACUCUCCAAAGCGCUGGGCCUCACAGAGGUACAAAUCAAGACGUGGUUUCAGAACAGGAGGACGAAAUGGAAGAAGCAACUAACGUCUCGUAUUAAGAUCGCUCAACGUCAAGGAUUGUUCUCGGGACACAUCUUCGGACAUUCUCCCCAAACUUAUUCGCUUCUGAAUCCUUACGCGUAUGCGCCACUCAGUUGCGUGUUUACUCCUGUCACAAUACCAUCGUCGCCGCCAUGA